Messenger RNA from Striga hermonthica, 471 nucleotides. The record is from the annotation of a GenBank genome assembly. Lineage: Eukaryota; Viridiplantae; Streptophyta; Magnoliopsida; Lamiales; Orobanchaceae.
AUGCUCUCCGCCGUAUCUUCGCCACCUCCUUCUUUCGUGAACCCACGCGCCUCCCGUCUCUGCCCCUCGACCCUCAACGUCUUAUCUUCUCCGCUACAGAAGCUUCCAAAAAUCAAUUUCCGGUUCAACUGUGCUCGCGAUUCGGGUGAGAAUGAGAGCAAAACGAUUAUGGAUGCAUUUUUCUUGGGGAAAGCUGUGGGAGAAGCCAUUAGCGAGCGCAUAGAAUCAGCUGUGGGCGAGUUUCUGAGCACGAUUGGGAGAUUGCAAGCUGAGCAACAAAAGCAAGGGCGUUGUAGAGGUCGAUUGGAACUGGAACAACAGGCGACGCUCGCGUACGCCAUUGACCGACGAAUUGAGCCCGGCGGCGACGACGAUCUGAAACUUUAUAACGUCGCCGAUGGAGGCGAUUUCAGAGGCGGGCAGGGUUCAAAUCACAAUCAGCAAUAUCUCGGCGUCGUCUCAUGGAGGUGA